Molecule: messenger RNA, 1071 nt
Organism: Clonostachys rhizophaga
Lineage: Eukaryota; Fungi; Ascomycota; Sordariomycetes; Hypocreales; Bionectriaceae
Source: the annotation of a GenBank genome assembly
AUGACAAAACCGCUAGUCUUGCUAACCGGUGGUACCGGUUUCGUUGGUCACGCAGUACUCGUGGACUUGCUGAAGAGCGGAUAUCGAGUUCGCCUCGCCGCAAGGUCCGUUAGCAAGAUCAACCAGACUCUUGCCAUGCCAUCUAUUGAGGCAGCCGUGGCUGAAGACAAGGAGGCUCUCUCAUCUGUCGUUGUGCCUGAUAUGUCCUCACCCGGUGCCUACGAUGUUGCGGUUAAGGAUGUCACAUAUAUCAUUCAUGUUGCGUCGCCUCUCCCAUCUUUUGAGGAGGGGAAAGUACUAUCAGCUGCCGAAGAAGAGCAGCGCAACAGUCACUUCGUUGCUCAGUCAAGACAAGCAGCUGUGAAUAUCCUUCAGUCUGCGAACAAAGAAGGCAACGACAGCAUCCGACGAAUCGUCAUGACCAGCUCCACAGUCGCCAUUGUUCCUUUCGAUGUAUUCCUAAACAAGGCUGAGGCUUUGGGACCAACAUAUGACUCAGAUAGCCGAGUUCCCGUGCCUAGCCCGCCUUAUUCAAGUGAGAACCAGGCGUAUUGUGCCGGAAAGGUGGCUGCAUUGAACGAUGCGGAAGAGUUCAUGAGAGUGCAACGGCCCAAGUUUGACUUGAUCUCCAUCAACCCUUCCUGGAUCUUCGGGGUUGAUGAGCGCGCCGUUCGAUUCGAUCAACUUCGUGACGGAGUAUCCAACACUAUGCUCGCCGAUUUUCUUAUGGGGGCGAAGAGGGAGUACGGUCUUGCCGGGACUGGCGUGCUCUGCAGUGACGUCGCCAGAGCUCAUGUGAAAGCUUUGGAUCCUACUGUCAAAGGCAACCAGUCAUUCAUCGUCAGCAGUCCGCUACGGUGGGAAGAUGCAAUCCCUAUUGCGAGAGAGCACUAUCCACAAGCUUUUGACUUGGGGCUGUUUCGAGCUGACGGGGAACAACUCACCAUUCCUUUGAAACUUGAUACGACAAAGAUACAACAUAUCCUCGGAAUCAACCUAGCAGGUUUUGAGAAGAUGGUUGAUGAAGUAGCAGGUCAAUACGUCAACUUGUCACAAGCAAAGGGGCAGUAG